AGUUUCCUGGGUGGUUUAUUUGGUCCUGUGUGUGAAAUUGAUGUCCUACUCAAUGAUGCAGAGACUAGGAAGACAGCAGAACUCAAGACAGAGGAUGGGAAAGUGGAGAAGAACUAUCUGUUUUAUGACGGAGAAUCUGUCUCUGGGAAGGUGAGCAUUGCACACACAAACACACACCAGGGUUUCCAUUUUCAAACAUUUGCCAAAAUGCAAUUUGCGGGAAAAAGGGAUAACACCAUUCUAAGCAGGACACCUGAAGCAAGCGGUAUAUGACAGAAAUUAAAAUCUCAGUUAGAAACUUAGAAAGAAGGUGAAUCUAAAGAUGCAACAACUAGGAUGCUAAUAUGACUAGGAUUGUGCAUUUGGCUUCUGUACAAUGAAAGAAAGUUAAUAUGAAAACCAAUAUAACAGGAGAGAAAUGGCAAAAGAUCUAGCUGAUUAUUGAGUUGCGGCUGUCAGUGAAAAGCAUUAAAAAUAUGUGUGAAGAUGUGUCUUGAGUAUAAUUUUUAAAUGUUGAGACAAGAAGAAGGGGACGGGCAAAGUUACCUAUAAGCGUGUCUCUCCAGAAUGCAUGCGCUCAGCUCUCCAGAAUCCACUCAGCUGUCACCAGCCAAUUCUUGCGCAUUCAUUGUGAGUUGUUUGUUCUUUGACUGUUUAUUUUGAUCAAUUCCCCAUUCCAUAGUAAUUCACUGUUCUCAUUCUCGGAGAGAAACGUUGUUUGCAGAGUUCACAACCUUCUACACUUGUGAGAAACAAGUUUUGGUUGAUUUCAGAACCAUAAUUUACAAGUAUACAUUUUCUAAUUGUCUUUUGUUUGGAGUGCUCCAUGUGAGCAAUGAGCAAUGGUUUCUCUAUCUUGUUAAUGCUGAGGGAGCGCGCACUCAUAGAAGUAGCCUACCUGGCCUGCUGCGCGAAAAAUCUAGGAAAGUGCCCAUUUGGGGAUGUUUGAUUUCUGAUUGUCUUAGUCACCACGUCCACCACUAAUAAGCUGAGCUUCUCAGUCUGUUUUUUUAACAUCCAUUGUGAAUGGUAGUUUCUCACAGUAGGCCUAUUAGGCUAUUUGAAAAGGUAUUACAACAAUCUCCCACUCGAUAAUCACCAAGCCUUGGUGUGAAAGAGAAAAAUAUAAUCACCUGAUAUCAUAUAUUCAGUGUAAACGUAAUAAAAUACCUUUCCCUUGGGCAAAAAUAGCUGUCUGUCCCGAGCUCACUGGCGUCGGAAACUCUGAGGGCCCGGAAUAGGCUAGUUUAUUGAUUUGAUACGUUGCACUUCAUUAGCGACAGCUCAAGACAGAUAGUAAGGGAGGCAGACAGGCUGAGUAGAAAGAUGAAUGUGAUUGAAAGAAGCAGAAAUUUCAUCAGUAUAUUUUCUACUGUUUUUAUUUGUGUUCUUUAUGUAUUUUUACUUAAUUGCCAAUGGAAGUUAUGGGCCAACAGCUGCAUUGGCCAUCUCUGGGCUCCAUGCUCUCGUUUAGGCUAUUUAGCCGCCAAUGAUCACGGUGUAGCCUAUCAAUGUGUCCAUAUGGCAUAGGCUGGUGCUCUCGCAGUAGUUUAAUUUGAACUUUUAUAUUUUUCUAAUUUUAAUUAUGAUUUUUGACAAACCACGUGACAAUGAUUUUGAGAAACAAAAACGUUAAUAUUGAAAUGAAACAGUUUCACGAAAAUGCACAUAUGAAAAUCAUAACUGACAAGCAGAUCGGUCUGAUAAAUUGUAUGCUUCCUCAAACUUGAAACUCACAUGCCACCUAAGAAGUCUUUAAAAAAGAAUUGCCUCCACCUUUCUAUGGUUGGAUUUUCAAGCAAGGUAAGACAUGCCUCAUAAUAUGAAGUAAAACAUUCAGGUUUCAAACAAUGAAGUAUGUUUUCAACGUGAAUACUGCCUCCAGCUCACAUUUUAAGGUGGUGGGUGACGCGCUGAUAGCCUGCCUACCUAUAGUUUUUCUUUGUUUUUUACGGCCAAAAGCCGGCAAUUACCGGCUAACGGAAACCCUGACACACACACACACACACGUGAUAUGACAUUAUGAAGGCGAUCAAUACUGUGCACCUGACUGCUUCGUAUGUCAAUGUGUCCUUUGCCAAUUAAUGAUGUGCAGUUUGCGAACAAUUCAUUCUUUUUCAACUACUCUUUUUACUGACUUGAGAGUAAAGAUAUGUUUUUCUGAGUGAUUCGUUUGAUCUGCUGGCUGCAAUGAGUCCUACAGCAGGAUUGUUACAUGCUCAGCGGCUCCAGAGACGCGCUCCGACCAACAACUGUCUGUCGUAUAUGCACGCAGGGAAAUGGAUCAGGCAGCAUAGAGAAGAAAAAGACAACUUUAGAACUGAUUAUUGAUCGCAUGGUGCAAUAAUUAAUUCAAUUAGAUUUUUGAAUGUUAUGAUGAACACAGCUUUAUAGAACCAACACAUGCACAGCCUCUGCUCAACAAACUCAAACUCCAGAACAAAUAGUUUGGGGGGGGCUGCAGUUUGCAAACGAUAUUGUGCUUAUCACGCUCACGGCAGUCAAGCAAUGCAUUCUGCCAAGAGUCGUUCACGAUCUAGUCCGGUUGCGGCCACAACUAGACCUAAUUUCAAAUGUAUUAAGAAAUAAUCUUAUUUGUAUGCCUACCAAUCAACAAAUGUAUGCUUAACAAAGAUAUAAACGCAACAUGUGAAGUGUUGCUCCCAUGAGCUGAAAUAAAAUAUCCCAGAAAUUUUCCAUAUGCACAAAAAGCUUAUUUAUCUCAAAUUUUUGCACAAAUUUGUUUACAUCCCUGUUAGUGAGCAUUUCUCAUUUGCCAAGAUAAUCCAUUCACCUGACCGAUGUGGCAUAUCAAGAAGCUGAUUAAACAGCAUGAUCAUUACACAGGUGCACCUUGUGCUGGGGACAAAAGGCCACUCUAAAAUGUGCAGUUUUGUCACACAACACAUUUACAUUACAUUUACAUUUUAGUCAUUUAGCAGACGCUCUUAUCCAGAGCGACUUACAGGAGCAAUUAGGGUUAAGUGCCUUGCUCAAGGGCACAUUUACGUCAUUUAGCAGACGCUCUUAUCCAGAGCGACUCACAAAUUGGUGCAUUCACCCUAUAGCCAGUGGGAUAACCACUUUACAAUUUUUUUUGGGGGGGGGGGGGGGGGGGGGUAGAAGGAUUACUUUAUCCUAUCCCAGGUAUUCCUUAAAGAGGUGGGGUUUCAAAUGUCUCCGGAAGGUGGUGAGUGACUCCGCUGUCCUGGCGUCGUGAGGGAGCUUGUUCCACCAUUGGGGUGCCAGAGCAGCGAACAGUUUUGACUGGGCUGAGCGGGAACUAUGCUUCCGCAGAGGAAGGGGAGCCAGCAGGCCAGAGGUGGAUGAACGCAAUGCCCUCGUUUGGGUGUAGGGACUGAUCAGAGCCCGAAGGUACAGAGGUGCCGUUCCCCUCACUGCUCCAUAGGCAAGCACCAUGGUCUUGUAACGGAUGCGAGCUUCAACUGGAAGCCAGUGGAGUGUGCGGAGGAGGGGGGUGACGUGAGAGAACUUGGGAAGGUUGAACACCAGACGGGCUGCGGCAUUCUGGAUGAGUUGUAGGGGUUUAAUGGCACAGGCAGGGAGGCCAGCCAACAGCGAGUUGCAGUAAUCCAGACGGGAGAUGACAAGUGCCUGGAUUAGGACCUGUGCCGCUUCCUGUGUAAGGCAGGGUCGUACUCUCCGAAUGUUGUAGAGCAUGAACCUGCAGGAGCGGGUCACCGCCUUGAUGUUAGCGGAGAACGACAGGGUGUUGUCCAGGGUCGCGCCAAGGCUCUUCGCACUCUGGGAGGAGGACACAACGGAGUUGUCAACCGUGAUGGCGAGAUCAUGGAACGGGCAGUCCUUCCCCGGGAGGAAGAGCAGCUCCGUCUUGCCAGGGUUCAGCUUGAGGUGGUGAUCCGUCAUCCAUACUGAUAUGUCUGCCAGACAUGCAGAGAUGCGAUUCGCCACCUGGUUAUCAGAAGGGGGAAAGGAGAAGAUUAGUUGUGUAUCGUCAGCGUAGCAAUGAUAGGAGAGGCCAUGUGAGGAUAUGACAGAGCCAAGUGACUUGGUGUAUAGGGAGAAAAGGAGAGGGCCUAGAACUGAGCCCUGGGGGACACCAGUGGUGAGAGCACGUGGUGCGGAGACAGCUUCUCGCCACGCCACUUGGUAGGAGCGACCGGUCAGGUAGGACGCAAUCCAGGAGUGAGCCGCGCCGGAGAUGCCCAGCUCGGAGAGAGUGGAGAGGAGGAUCUGAUGGUUCACAGUAUCAAAGGCAGCAGACAGGUCUAGAAGGACAAGAGCAGAGGAGAGAGAGUUAGCUUUAGCAGUGCGGAGAGCCUCCGUGACACAGAGAAGAGCAGUCUCAGUUGAAUGACCAGUCCUGAAACCUGACUGGUUUGGAUCAAGAAGGUAAUUCUGAGAGAGAUAGCAAGAGAGUUGGCUAAAGACGGCACGCUCAAUAGUUUUGGAAAGAAAAGAAAGAAGGGAUACUGGUCUGUAGUUGUUGACAUCAGUGGGAUCGAGUGUUGGUUUUUUGAGAAGGGGAGCAACUCUCGCUCUCUUGAAGACGGAAGGGACAUGGCCAGCGGUCAAGGAUGAGUUGAUCAGCGAGGUGAGGUAGGGGAGAAGGUCACCGGAGAUGGUCUGGAGAAGAGAGGAGGGGAUGGGGUCAAGCGGGCAGGUUGUUGGGCAGCCUGCAGUCACAAGUCGCAGGAUUUUAUCUGGAGAGAGAGGGGAGAAAGAAGUCAAAGCAUAGGGUAGGGCAGUGUGAGUAGGACCAGCAGUGUCGUCAGUUUUGACACAGAUGACACAGAUGUCUCAAGUUUUGAAGGAGCGUGCAAUUGGGAUACUGACUGCAAGUAUGUCCACCAGAGCUAUUGCCAGAGAUUGUAAUGUUAAUUUCUCUACCAUAAGCCGCAUCCAACGUUGUUUUAGAGAAUUUGCCAGUACGUCCAAUCUGCCUCACAACCGCAGACCACGUGUUACCAAGCCAGGACCUCCACAUCCGGCUUCUUCACCUGCAGGAUUGUCUGAGACCAACCUCCCGGACAGCUGAUGAAACUGAGGAGUAUUUCUGACUGUAAUAAAGCCCUUUUGUGGCGAGAAACUCAUUCUGAUUGGCUGGGCCUGGCUCCCCAGUGGGUGGACCUGGCUCCCAUGUGGGUGGGCCUAUGCCCUCCCAGGCCCACCCAUGGCUGCGCCCUUGCCCAGUCAUGUGAAAUCCAUAGAUUAGAGCCUAAUGAAUUUAUUUCAAUUGACUGAUUUCCUUAUAUGAACUGUAACUCAGUAAAAUUGUUCAAAUUGUUGCAUGUUGCUUUUAUGUUUUUGUUCAGUAUACAUUGUUUAAAGCCCGCUUUUACAAGCCUCAGACACAAAUGAUAGCUCCAGUAAGCCCCCUAUGGUGAACGACGUGAAGGAGAGGCUUGUAGAAUCAUGACUUGAGUUUUCAGUUUAUUGUUCGCCGGUAGGGGGUCCUGCAUGCUCUGACUCAAAUUAACGAAAUUAGUCGAAAGAUUUGUUAUUUUGACUGAACGAGUCGAAAAGAUCUGAGACAGUAAAAAGAGCCGAACUUCCCAUCACUAAUGCCAAUACCCUAUAACUUUUUUGUGUUUUCUUUUAAGGUGAAUCUCAAUGUGAGGCAGACAGGCAAGAGACUAGAACACCAAGGGAUUCGAAUUGAGUUUGUUGGGCAGAUUGGUGAGUUUGUGUACAUUUCUAUUUUGAUAUUAUAACCUUACAGCAGCGCACCACCUCAAACACCAGCCAUGCAUUGUUUAUUGGUUUACAAACCAAGUGCACCGUCGGUCUCAUUUAGGCUAAAAGGCUUAGCAAAGCAUGUGCUUGUCAUGUGAAAACUGCAGUGGACCACACUCAACACCACACACCCUGGCCUGGUGGCAAAGUGUUUCUGUGAGGACUCCUUGACCAUUACUGAGGGUUCAAUGCUGUCAAACCGACUGAGGAAGUUUGGGGAAGCCUUCAAAUAAAAUAACACACAAGUUUAAAUCUGAAUACAGGACAAUCUAGGUUAUUCGAUUCAGGCCUACUUCCCUAUUUAUACGGUUGUUGAAAUUAAUGCGUCCCUAAGUACAAUGGAUUUACCUAUUGGAAAUGUUAGGUUCCUGUGUGUGGUGAUGUGAUGAACCUAACAAGUGUUUAAACUUGUGCUCUAUGUCUUUCAGAGCUUUUCAGUGAUAAAAGCAACACGCAUGAGUUUGUGAACCUGGUAAAGGAGCUUGCCCUGCCAGGGGAGUUGACUCAGAACCGAAGCUACGACUUUGAGUUCAUGCAGGUGGAGAAGCCAUAUGAGUCUUACGUUGGAGCCAACGUCCGACUAAGGUUAGCUCACAAUAUUCUCUCAUACCCAGAUAUUCUCUGCAUUGUCCCUGGAACCAACCAUUCUAUUCUAUACAGCUUGAGAUGAUCAGUGAAACUGCAUUAGAUGGCUUUUUGUCAUUGCUACAUCUGCCUUGUUAUGAAUAUAAGCACUGUGUCAUUUGAAGUGAAUUUGCAUUGUAAGCCAUCCAUAACUCCUAUUGUUACUUCCUACAGAUAUUUCCUCAAAGUGACAAUAGUGAGGAGACUGUCUGAUCUGGUGAAAGAGUAUGACCUCAUUGUCCAUCAGCUGGCCACUUACCCUGAUGUGAACAAUUCCAUCAAGAUGGAAGUUGGCAUUGAAGACUGUCUACAUAUAGAGUUUGAAUACAACAAGUCCAAGUAAGAUGUGUACCAUGAUAAGACAUUCAUGCAUUCAAACCACUUUUAAAAAGCAUAGCAUAGUAGCACUUUCACGUGUCAAAAUCCGUAUCAGAUUCAGAACUUACUGUAUAUAAAUUAAACUUAAUUUUGACCUGACCCUAAUCUGUCUUCUCAGGUACCACUUGAAAGAUGUCAUUGUGGGUAAAAUCUACUUCCUUCUUGUGAGAAUCAAAAUCCAGCACAUGGAACUUCAGUUGAUCAAGAAGGAGAUGACUGGAAUAGGUGAGAUGAGGCUUACUUGAAGAGAGAGUUCACUUAAACGGCGUAAGGUGUUGCUCUUUUUUUAAUGAUAUACAUUUUAUUUUAAAUGAUUGAAUUCCAGAUUUUUCAAAUGAUGUGAAAAUCUAAAACUGGCCCUGUAAUCUUGGCUUUUGUUUUAAGAACAUUGUGAAGUUGAUGUAUUUGGUCAUGUGAAAUUCCUUCCCAGGGCCUAGCACAACUACUGAGAUGGAGACUGUUGCCAAGUAUGAGAUUAUGGAUGGAGCCCCUGUGAAAGGUAGGCACAAUAUGGUGUUGGUCUGAAUGUCCCAAUAUUAUUUCAUUUUAUCUAUUUUAUUUUAUGUUAUUCCACCCCACCAAAGCAGCAUAAUGUUUUCAGGACUUGUAGUGUACAUGUAAAUCUGUCUCUUCUUGCCAUUACCAUUUAACUUGUUUCACAAUCCUCUUCAUGCGUGUUCUUUCUCUCUUAGGAGAGUCUAUUCCCAUCCGUCUAUUUCUGGCUGGCUACGACCUCACAGCCACCAUGAGGGAUGUCAACAAGAAGUUCUCUGUGCGGUACUUCCUCAACCUGGUGCUGGUGGAUGAGGAGGACAGGAGAUACUUCAAACAACAGGUACAGAACCUGAAAGCCAACCGCCAUUUACCUGUCUGUCGUUUUUGUUCGAAGACUAAAUACACUGAGUGUACAAAACAUUAAGAACACCUUCUGAAUAUUGAGUUGCACCCCCCCCCUUUUGCCCUCAGAACAGCCUCAAUUUGUCGGUGCAUGGGUUCUACAAGAUGUCAAAAGCGUUCCGCAGGAAUGCUAGCCAAUGUUGACUCCAAUGCUUCCCACAGUUGUGUCAAGUUGGCUGGAUGUCUUUUGGGUGGUGGACCAUUUUUGAUACAUACAGGAAACUGUUGAGCAUGAAAAACCCUGCAGCGUUGCAGUUCUUGACACAAACUGGUGCGCUUGGCACCUACUACCAUACCCCGCACUUAAAUAUUUUGUCUUGCCCAUUCAUCCUCUGAAUGGCACACAUACACAAUCCAUGUCUCAAUUGUCUCUAGGCUUAAAAAUCCUUCUUUAACCUGUCUCCUCUCCUUCAUCUACACUGAUUUGAAGUGGAUUUAAAAAGUGACAUCAAUAAGGGAUCAUAGCUUUCACCUGGUCAGUCUGUCAUGGAAAGAGCAGGUGUUCUUCAUGUUUUGUACACUCAGUGCAUUUCUGUGGCAGAAACAUUACAGUAGUUAAAUAUUACAGUAGUUUGAACUCAAAACGAGGAAUUAGGCUUAUAUUAUUAUUAUUAUUAUUAUUAUUAUUAUUAUUAUUAUUGAAAGCAAUCAUCUUCUCUCAAUAUGAACAUUUUAGAAUAACUUAAGAGGGGAUAAAUCUGACUCUUGUUGAUUGUCUCUAUUACCAGGAGAUUGUUCUGUGGAGGAAAGCUCCUGAGAAAAUAAGGAAACGGAACUUCCACCAACGCUACGAGUCUCCUGAGCCACGGCCGACCCUUACUGCUGAGCAACCCGAAAUGUGA
Molecule: messenger RNA, 8459 nt
Organism: Coregonus sp. 'balchen'
Lineage: Eukaryota; Metazoa; Chordata; Actinopteri; Salmoniformes; Salmonidae
Source: the annotation of a GenBank genome assembly